Falco peregrinus (peregrine falcon) is the source of this 1734-nucleotide messenger RNA. RefSeq names its product cathepsin Z (gene CTSZ). NCBI's taxonomy places the organism in Eukaryota, Metazoa, Chordata, Aves, Falconiformes, Falconidae. The transcript has 6 exons. The record is from RefSeq and is a predicted model, not a curated record. Gene Ontology annotation, cellular component: lysosome. The coding region runs from base 57 to 971 and encodes 304 amino acids. Gene Ontology annotation, molecular function: cysteine-type endopeptidase activity.
CGCCCUUUAAAUGCGGGGCCCGGUGCCGCGCUGUGGGGGGAGGUGCUGCCGCCAGCAUGGCCGGGCUGCCCCGCCUGGCCUCGCUGGCCCUCCUGCUGCUCGGCGGCUGCCUCGGCCCCUGCCCGCCCGCCCGCGCCGGCCUCCACUUCAGGGAGGGGCAGCGCUGCUACCGGCCGGCGCGCAAGGCCGCCGCGCUGAGGACCUACCCCCGCCCGCACGAGUACCUGGACGUGGCUGCGCUGCCCCGGAGCUGGGACUGGAGGAACGUGAACGGCGUCAACUACGCCAGCGCCACGCGGAACCAGCACAUCCCGCAGUACUGCGGCUCCUGCUGGGCCCACGGCAGCACCAGCGCCCUGGCAGAUAGAAUCAACAUAAAGAGAAAAGGUGCAUGGCCUUCUGCCUACCUCUCUGUUCAGAAUGUGAUUGAUUGUGCUGACGCAGGAUCCUGUGAAGGUGGAGACCACUCAGGUGUUUGGAAGUACGCCCAUGACCAUGGCAUUCCAGAUGAGACCUGCAACAACUACCAAGCUAAGGAUCAAAAGUGUAAAAAGUUUAACCAGUGUGGAACUUGUGUCACUUUUGGAGAAUGCCACGUGAUAAAAAACUACACUCUCUGGAAAGUUGCAGACUAUGGGUCAGUCAGUGGAAGAGAAAAAAUGAUGGCAGAAAUCUAUGCUAAUGGACCAAUUAGCUGUGGCAUAAUGGCUACUGAAAAGUUGGAUGCUUACACUGGAGGACUUUAUACAGAGUACAACCCCUCACCUGAAGUGAAUCACAUUGUAUCUGUGGCUGGCUGGGGUGUAGAAAAUGGAACGGAAUACUGGAUUGUUCGUAACUCAUGGGGUGAACCCUGGGGUGAAAGAGGCUGGCUGAGAAUUGUGACGAGUGCAUAUAAAGGUGGAAGAGGAGCAGAGUACAAUCUUGCUAUUGAAGAGGACUGUGCAUAUGGAGAUGCAGUACUUCCUUGAUGCUGUAUGGUACAUCUUUCAGUUUAGGAACUACUUUGUUUGGAAGCCUCCCAGCACAACCUUUUUCUGUUUAAAGAAUAGUAGUCUAAAUUACAGUUCAAGACUGUCAGGCAGUUUUGCAAAAUUAGCCUGGACAGCAACACACAAGGUCUUCAAAGUAUAAAUACAGAGCUGCCUUUAGAUAAUUAUUUACAAUUUAAAGUAAUUUACCCAUGAAAAAGCUGUCUGCCUUGAUGCACUGUAUUUAAACUGUAUUGACUUAAUCACAGAAACUGUAUAUGCAAACCUAUUUUUUAAAAAUAAAUUAUGCAGACAUACUGGGAAGGAAAAAGUAUACUCAAUAUUUGGGUCUUGAGCCUGUAUUAAAUUCUCUGACAGUAUUGAGGAAAUAGUCUGGACAUGAUAUAUUAAAAAACUAAAUCCUCUUGUUUCCUUGGCCUCCUGGUUAAACGUUGUCGGAAGCCUCAUAAUGCAGUUCCUUUUAUCCAACCACAAUGAUGUAUCAGGAAUUACUUUGAUCAAAAGACCGAGUACUUCUAGGUUAUUUAAUUAGUCUUGUAUUUGUUCAAAUUCCUUUCUUUAAUAUGUAAUUGGCUGUGCUAUUUUUCUUCUUGAGGCAAAGUAUAAAUUGCCACAACUUAGGUCUCCACUAAUUUGAAGAAAGGUAGAAAAUUCUCUUCCUUAGUAACUGGCUCAGUUUUAAGUGGCAAAUGUUACUAAAUGGCACUGUUAAUUGCACUUAAUAAACAGACUUUUUAUCUUA